Messenger RNA from Oxyura jamaicensis (ruddy duck), 3208 nucleotides. RefSeq lists its product as uncharacterized. Bases 165 to 707 code for a protein of 180 amino acids. Lineage: Eukaryota; Metazoa; Chordata; Aves; Anseriformes; Anatidae. The record is from RefSeq and is a predicted model, not a curated record. The transcript has 4 exons.
CAUGGGGACGAGCACAAGCAAUGGUGGCAAUGUGGGCUGAACUGAGCGGGCAGUGGGAGAGCAAUCAUCCUCCCCAAAACACCAGCACCAAGCCUGGCAGUGAGGAAAUGAGAAGAUGCCUUCUAAAGCAGAGAUAAAUAAAAGCCACUGUAUAAAUAGUACCUAUGCAAGGAAAUAUUGCUCCAAAAGCCAAUGUUUGGGGGGAUGUCAAAGAUGCUGUCUCAUCUGCCAGCAUCUCCAGCAUGAACACGAUGUGUCAAUAUGAAGUGCUCCCAGCUGCGUCCGUCCACUCCGCUUUCAUUCCCAGGAGAGAUUCCUGGGAUGAAAACCAGGUUGGCGUGAUGGAUCCAGCAGAGUUUUGCGCUGCCCAGAUGCACCGUCCCAGUGAGCAGACCCCCAUGCCAGGAAGGAUGCAUGGAGACUGCCAGGUCUCAGCUUUUCUGUGGGCUCCCCUAGGGUCUGUCCUGAAAACCACUUCCUACCACUGCACAGGGAGCAACGGUUGGCCCCCAGGAGAGAACAGGACAGCGUCUGGACCUCACCUCCCCAUCUGCAGUGAACCCUCGCCGAGGGGGCCCACGUGGAGUUUUCCAAUGCCAGAUCUCCGUGCUAGGAACACAGCGCCAGAGUCUCAGCCACAGGGAAACCUACGACCGCAGGCAAGGCGGCACUGCUACAGCAGCAGAUCACAGAAAGGCUCCAUCUAAUUGUGCUCUGUUUUGUUUAAUACAUUCCUGGGUCUCAGCUGAUGCUCUUUGAAUGAGAUUCCCAAGUGCCUGAUCUCAUAUUUGUCAGAACCGUGUAGAUAGGGGAGCGAGCGUGUCCGACCGCCCUGCAUCCCAUUAGCACAGGAAAGCUUCAGAGAGAUAAUUCUUGAAGCAGUGCCGAACGCGUGGGGGAACGGAGUCCCCGGCCAGGAACUGAUGGCUGUACUUGCACGCUGCUAUUCCAUGCCAGCAGCUGUGAUGUGGAAAGCUGGGGCCAAAACCUGGCUACCCCCAGGGAGCUGGGGAGUUGCUGGAGGGCAUCUUCACCCCAGGAUGCUGCCAGAGCCCUGGUCCCGCUGCAGCUCCAUGGGGGCCCUGGCACUGUGAGGAGCACCAGCCGGUGCUGUGGGGCUGCCCGUAGCUGGAUCCAGCCCUGUGCCCCCCCACAGGGUGCUCCGGGAGCUGGGGUGGGCAGGAGGGAUUUACAUGGAGAGAGCUGGUCUCCCUGGAGGAGGCGGUGGGGAUCGUCCACCAGCAGCAGCCUCCUGCCCACAGCACUUGGCGUGGUUAUGCAAAACUUCUUUACAACCCAGGAGAGUGCUCAGGGCAGCUAUUAGAGUGUAAUCAAUCAGUGUCAAAUAAAAGCCAUCAGAAUAUGACUAAGAGUCUGAUUGCCUGUAACCAAUAUAAUUAGACAGUGAGGAUUUUCUUUCUUUUCCUCUUCUUUAAAAAGGCUAAAAGCCUCCAAAAUUGGAGCUAAUAUCCUGUGUCUGGAGCAAGGUGAAUUCACAUUUGACCUAUUGUUCAAAUAAAAAUUCUCCUCAAAUCCAGUCCAGCUCAGAGACUGCAAUCACAGCAGGGACUUCAGCACAGACCUACCCGAAGAACACUAAAAAAAUAUAAUCUCCAAAAUUUGUUUUCGUUUAGUAUGCACAAUCAAGCAGAUUUCAAGGGUGAUGGGGCAGGGAGAAGGUCUUCAUCUUACUCAUUAAUCACCACAGCACAAGCAGCGUUUGUCCCAGAAUAGGUGAGUAUCACACUGAAAGCGUUUGCUAAAUAAAGUCGUGUGUGCAUCAACAGCAUGGCAGAGAAGGUCAGGACAAAGUGGGUCGGAGCAGGCGGGAGGAGGCUGGCAGCAGGUCCCUGUCCCUGUCCCUGCCAUGGCCCUGCAGGCACCCGCAGCAUCGCGGCGCAGAGCCAGGCUGAUGGGCAGGCACAGGGCAGCUGUGAGCACUGGGGGCCCUGAUGGGAACAAAUCACACCUGCUGGCCAGCUUACUGGCCCUGACAGAUAGCCCUGUAAUGAAGCAGGAGAAGGAAGGUGAGCUGCUGAAAACCUCCCCUGUGUGAAACAGGAAAAUCAGCUCCCUGGCUCAGCUCUGCUGGUGGCACAUGCUGUUAGGUCCCACCUAGGAAGCCCUGGGCUGGGAUGCAAAGUCUGGCAGCGCUGCGUUCAGCAGUAAUGUCAACAACAGAGAUCUGUAUUCUCUGCUUCUUCCAGGCUCAGAACCAAGGCUUAGGCUUCAGGGCUUUCCCUGUGAUGAUGUGAGGGCAGCUGAAGCUCCUGGCUCGUUUUUUUGGGACCUGGAGAGCUUUCAUGGCCCUGGCUGAGGGUCUGCAGGGACAAAGGCGUGGGCACCCCCUUCACACCUUGCCUGCGCUCCUGGUAGGAACGCUGUCUUCUCUGGAGGCUUUCGGACACAAAGGACGAGGCUUGAAAUGCAGCCCCACGAUGCUGCCGUAGCAAGAAGGUUCUUGUGGCCAGAGCCCAGUGCUGAGGGGCAAGCACUGCCUUUCCUGGCUGAUCCCCACGUGGGUGUCAAAAGUGUCCCAUAUCAAAGAGCUCUUUUUGCCUCUCUAAUACCAUUGCAGUGAUUUCCCCAGGCUGACAAAAGUAGGCCAUGUUUCCAUAUUCCCUGUCGCUGCUUAUCUGUCGCCUCUGUGUGUCCAAAUCCUCUUUCCAUUUAUAUUGACUUUAAUGAACUGCUGCUGUCCGUGAUGCUGCCGCCAGCAGAGGAGCGGUGCUGCCGUGCCCACCCUCGCCAUCCCACGCCACGUGCUGCACGGGAUUAUUGGCUUCUUAGUUUUAAUUAACAGAAACUUUUAAUUUUGAACCAUUGUGUUAGCCUCAUGCUCUUUAAAGGCUCUCAGCUUCCCCACAUGCAGACGGUCACCAGCCAAAUCCCAUUUCAGCCUGCAAGGUGAACAUUAAGCGCACUCACACAGCUGUCACGUACAUUAUUAGGUCUCAGAUGGGUUUGGAGAACCUUGGAUUUGAGUUUUUUUCAGGUUCAUCCGUCUGUGUGAAUUAGGAGAAACCCAGCCUGGGCUCCCUCUCCUGCUCUCUCGUUGCCACCCUCUGGGGCAGUGCUGCCGGUCCCAGCUGAGCUGGCUGACACCAGGCUGGCUGCCAACGCAGAUGCUCAGCACCCUGCUUGAGUUCCCUGUCACCUGCCUCCCACCAAAAAUAGGUGCAAACCAGAUCCUCAGUGAUUCCCUCCU